AUGGCAUCCGUAGACGGAUCGUUGGGCAACAACGCCGGCGGAGGAAAGGUGAGGAGCGACAUGAGUGAUGUUCCAGAAGGCUUCGUGCUCCCCUCUGGAGAUGCCCAGAAAGGCCACAAGCUCUUCAAGAAGCACUGCGCGCAGUGCCACUCUGUCUUCCCCGACAACCGAACAGACUCUGGCACCGUCUACGGCCCCACGCUCUUCAACAUCUACGGCCGAGCCAGCGGCGAGGCUGAGAUCGCACAGAAGAACAUCAUGGGAGGAAGAGCGAAAG
This is a messenger RNA of Symbiodinium necroappetens, 277 nucleotides long. Lineage: Eukaryota; Dinophyceae; Suessiales; Symbiodiniaceae. The record is from the annotation of a GenBank genome assembly.